This is a messenger RNA of Durusdinium trenchii, 1077 nucleotides long. The record is from the annotation of a GenBank genome assembly. NCBI's taxonomy places the organism in Eukaryota, Dinophyceae, Suessiales, Symbiodiniaceae.
AUGGCGCCGGCAGAAGCAGACCCUGCUGACUAUCGGCCAGAGGCGGACGUUGAACGCUUGGCGCGUUAUUUCGCCCAACGUUAUGGGGGCGAUGACAGCCUACUGGAAGCCCGCAAGGCUUUGGACCCGGAGGUCUCCUUUGAUCUUCCAGCUUUUGAGCAAGCGCUCAAGAAGUGGGGUGUCAAGGUCGACAAUGCGGUGGAACUCUUUUCGCACAUCGAUGUGGACUUCAGUGGCAGCAUCUCCGUGGAGGAGCUCUUGAAUGUCCUGGGCUCCCCGGUGGAAGAGAUCACACGGAGGGAGCACCAACGGCAGCGCCAAGAGGUGAAGAGGAUCUUCGAGGGACUGGCACGCAGCAUCGUUGAGAAGUUCGGCAGCAUCGAGGAUGCCUUUGCCAAGUACGGCCUACAUGGCACUGAUUCAUCACUCAGUCUGGCACAGUUGGGAAAUCUGGCAAAGCGGCUGGACAUCGAACUGGAGCCAGGGGUGUUGCAGCGCGUUUUCAACGAGAUUGACGAGGACAAUACCAAGAGCAUCUCCGUACAAGAGUUGCAGAAGGCCUUGAUGUACCAUAUUGUGGGCUUUGUGGUGGUUGAGGUGGCCAACUUCUUGGAACAGAAGCCUGGUGGAAUUGUGGAAGCCUUCGGGGAGUUCAUUGCUCCGGGCUCUGUGCCCAAGGUGGCCCCGCCCGUGCUGCCGGGGGCGCCCAGGGUGCCGACUCCUCCAAGGUUGCCGGUGGGAGAGGAGGGUGUCUCUGAAGAGAAGUUUUUGAAGGUUCUGCGGCAGCUCAAGGUUCUAGAACACAUCGGCGAGAGCCACGCUUUGAUGAUUCAUUCUGCUCUCAAGCCUUUUGCCAUGGAGGAUUUUGUCAGGAGGCUGCAGGAGGAGCACCGCGUAGCCAGCGAGAUGAAGAAAAGACAGAAGGAAGAUGCUGAGAGGCAUGAGAAGGAACGGCGCCGCCGCUUGGCAGAAUCCUUGAAGAUCGACAGCCGACCCCGGGCGGAGAAGGACCGAUGCACUGGCUGCACGGGGUGGUCUGCUCUUCAAAAGACAAGUGUGACACAUAUCUCUAAAUGA